CGUCAUUCAUGUCAUUUCCUUUUUCAAAGGGGGCCGUCCGAUUAUAGUUUGUGAUUGUUUUUAUCAAAUAAACGAAUAAAAUGGCUGAGGAUACGACAGCCGACGCAACUAGGCGAUUAAAUGUUAAGAAACAGACGCUGGACGACGCGUACGCGGCGCCGGCCAACUUCCUAGAGAUCGACGUGGUGAACCCCGUCACCACCAUGGGUGUCGGGAAAAAACGAUACACGGAUUACGAAGUCCGUAUGAGGACGAACCUGCCCGUAUUCAAAGUGAAGGAGUCCACCGUGAGGCGACGGUACAGCGAUUUUGAAUGGCUUAGAAACGAAUUAGAGAGAGAUAGUAAGAUUGUAGUCCCCCCCUUGCCUGGUAAAGCGUUAAAGAGACAACUACCGUUUAGAGGAGAUGAUGGCAUCUUUGAAGAAGAGUUCAUUGAAGACCGUAGAAAAGGUCUAGAAGUGUUCAUCAACAAGAUAGCGGGCCACCCACUGGCGCAGAACGAGCGAUGCCUGCACAUGUUCCUGCAGGAGCCCACCAUCGACCGCAACUACGUGCCCGGCAAGAUACGGAACACAUAAUACACAUAAGUAUUCCGAGCUUCAGCCGUUGGGACAAACCUCUUUGGUGUGUAUAAACUUUUUUUGGAGCAGGGUUUUGUUGGUGGCCAGGUGGUUUGUUUUUAAAAUGAUGUUAAGAUCUUUUUAAUCAUGAUCAGAGACUUGGUGAAUGUUUAAAUUAAAUGGAUAUAUUAUGUGUGUAUAUUAAAGAGUUGUGUAUUUACAAAAGUAACGAGAGAUUUGUCCCAAACAGAGGCACUAUAGUGCGAGUAUUAUUGCAUUUGUGAUGUCACGCGAUCAUUUUACAUUGUUGUAUAAAGAAUAUUUAUUAAAUCAGAACAUGCAAUAAUAUUCCAUUUGAAACGAACUUGCAAUGCAGACUUUAUGGAAAUAACGUUUAACGCACUGUGUUUCAAUAACUGCAUUCCACAGAUUAUAUUUUAUGGAGAUACAUUUAAAGUCUAUUUCAGAAUGUGGAAUUAGCGACUGAUGAACUUUCCACGGUAAACAUUACUUUAUGCAAUAGGAUAACGAUCUCUAUUUUGCAGUUAUUCGAUAUGGCAAGGUCGAGUCACUUACGAUCUUUCGCAUUUGGAAUAUAGGUAAUUGAACGAGAUACAAUCAGAGGCAAAAGUGACCGAACGUAACAUUCAUUUGUUUUGAUAUUGAACAAAAUUUUCGUAGUUAUGUUGGAAUUUAAGCAAUAUUGAUUAAAUUUGUUAAGUAGCAAAUAUGUAUGUGUAUUCGAACGUAUUCUAAAUCUAAUUUUAAAAUUAAUUUAUGAGGCAUUAUUGUUAAUGGAUUAUUUGUAACUCAGUCCUCACUCGUAUUUUGUCAGAGGUAUUUUAUAAUCUCAUUUAUAUUACGUGUUUGAUUCGUGUUAGUUUGCAGGAUAAAGUGUGUUUUCGCAUAAUAUGAAGGUAGCUCAGAAAUAAUAGAUUGAAAAGUUUGAUGUUUUAUACGAUCACCAGUGGCCUCAUUUGUAAAAGUAGUUUAAUCACUUUGAGUGCAGAAAAGUAACUAAAAUGUUAUCCUUGCUAUACAAAAUAUCGUUAGUGGUCGAACUUAAAUCACAAACUCGUCACACUUCAACCAAAAGUCGGAAGCACACGAUUCUCCGUCGGAUAAUUAAUUUAAACAAUAAUUUUACUUUUAGUUUACACGCUAAUAGUUAAGAUUUUUAUUUAAUUAAUGCAAGUUACAAAACAAAAACAUAUUUUAAAUAUGGUUUAAACCUAAUGCCUUGAUUGAGCAUAGAAUAGAUAAUUUAAAUGUAUACUUAUACUUUGAUUGAGGGGUAAAUCUGGAAAUAUUCUGAAUAAAAAAUCUAUAUCUGUUUCAAUUAGCUGGCUAUUGGAAGAGUAAAUUACACAGAACAAGAAAAUACCUAAUCCUUAAUUACUUAAUACAAGUCCUAGUAUUUUCAGUUACAGCCCCUCAAUUGAAUAAAUAAUAAUAAUUGGUACAGUUUAUAAACUGUACUAGAAUGUCAUUAGUAAAUGUUUAAAUCACUGGGUGAUGCUAAACGACUGUUUAGAAUUUAACAUUAACGUUUUAUAAUUGUGUCGAUAUUUUGUUAAAACACAAUUUAUUGGUUUAUUAUUGUAAUAAUUAUGUCGAUCAUAUAGGUUAUGUAAUGAAAUAAAUUUGCUAUCAUGUC
This is a messenger RNA of Plutella xylostella (diamondback moth), 2217 nucleotides long. It is a transcript of the gene Snx3, whose product is annotated as sorting nexin 3. Gene Ontology annotation, cellular component: early endosome membrane; retromer complex. Lineage: Eukaryota; Metazoa; Arthropoda; Insecta; Lepidoptera; Plutellidae. Gene Ontology annotation, molecular function: phosphatidylinositol-3-phosphate binding. The record is from RefSeq and is a predicted model, not a curated record. Gene Ontology annotation, biological process: late endosome to Golgi transport; endocytic recycling.